GAACAGCAGAAAGCAGAGAGGAGGGUGAAGUGUGUCUUUUCAGUUUCACUCUCUUUUCUUUCUCCUCAAUUCGCUUUCCAACCGAACGAAUCACGCCAUCCAUGUCAGUCUCCGAUCUCCGAUGCCCGCCGCGCCUCCAUCUCCUCGACGCUAAGUUCUCCAGGUGCAGCAUUUUGCGGACGUUUUCGUGCUAGAUUCAACUUCGAGCACCUUUGUUUGUUUGUCCAUUGAUAAGUUGGGGUUGUCUUUUAGCAUAUUUGGUGAAUUAAUUAAGAUGGGGUCAAGAUUCCCUUCUCAUCAAUUAAGUAAUGGUUUGUACGUAUCGGGCCGACCUGAGCAGCCUAAGGAGAAAACUCCGACAAUGAGUUCAGUCGCUGUUCCUUAUACUGGUGGCGAUAUCAAGAAGUCUGGAGAACUCGGUAAAAUGUUCGAUAUUCAUGCAGAUAGCUCAAGAUCUCGGAAAUCGGGUCCGAUAAGCAAUGCCCCAACCCGGUCGGGUUCUUUUGGCGGUGCGACAUCUCACUCAGGCCAAUUAAAUACCGGGAGCCGUGUCUCGGGUUCAGCUGGCGGUGUCUCUGGUUCAGCUUCGAUGAAGAAGACGAACUCCGGCCCUCUUAAUAAACAUGGCGAACCACUGAAAAAGUCUUCCGGUCCUCAGGGAAGCGGCACUGCUGUAUCGCGCCAGAAUUCUGGCCCUAUUCCUCCCGUUCUCCCGACUACCGGCCUGAUUACAUCCGGACCUAUUACAUCUGGACCGUUGAAUUCGUCCGGGGCUCCUCGGAAGGCAUCUGGGCCGUUGGAAUCGAUGGGUUCGAUGAAAACGCACAAUGCUUCUAUUGUUAAUAACCAGGCUGUUACUCACCUUAGCCAGAAUGACGAAUACUCGUUCCGCAAGAGUUUCCCUAAGGCAAUUCUCUGGGCCAUUAUCCUUCUGUUCGUCAUGGGAUUUAUUGCCGGCGGUUUCAUUCUUGGAGCUGUUCGAAACCCUAUUCUGCUGAUUGUCGUUGUUAUACUCUUUGCUGCUGUCGCUACUGCUUUUGUUUGGAAUACUUGCUGGGGAAGAAGAGCUAUUACUGGCUUUAUAUCUAGUUAUCAAGACGCCGAAUUACGAUAUGCGAAAGAUGGCCAAUUCGUCAAAGUUUCGGGGGUUGUCACCUGCGGAAAUGUACCUCUCGAAUCUUCUUACCAAAAAGUUCCUCGGUGUGUUUAUACCUCCACAAGUUUGUACGAGUACCGGGGAUGGGAUUCAAAAGCCGCAAACCCUACUCACCGCCGCUUUACUUGGGGCCUUCGCACUGUCGAGAGGCACGUCGUCGACUUCUACAUUUCUGAUUUCCAGUCGGGGCUAAGGGCGCUCGUCAAGACCGGGUACGGCGCAAAGGUGACUCCUUACGUCGACGAAUCCGUCGUCGUCGACGUCAAUCCGUCGAACAAGGACAUGGCCCCCGAGUUCAUCCGAUGGCUCGGGGAACGCAACCUCUCGAGCGACGACCGCAUAAUGCGCCUCAAAGAAGGGUACAUCAAAGAAGGCAGCACCGUUAGCGUCAUGGGUGUCGUGCAGCGCAAUGAAAACGUCCUCAUGAUCGUCCCGCCGACCGAGCCGUUCUCGACCGGGUGCCAGUGGUCGAAAUGUAUACUCCCCGCAAGCCUCGAGGGCAUCGUUUUACGAUGCGAAGAUACCUCGAAGGCCGACGUCAUACCUGUUUAGGUCGAUAGCCCGGCCCGGCCCGGCUGGAGAUCGAUCGAUUCUGGUGAAGGAAAAAGACUACAAUGUGUAUAGUUUUGGGGUGUGAAUUAUUUUAUGAGUGUUGUUUGGUUAAGGUGAAAAUGAAGAUAUAUAUACUAUCUCUUAUUUUAUUUUAUUUUUUUUAUUUUUAUUAUUUUAUUUUUGGGUUUUGUUUUUAGAUGUGUAAUUUUUUAUUUUAUUUUUGGUUUUUUAGUUUCUUGUGGGAGAGAAUUGAAAGUGUUGAAGAUUUUUGCCCUUUGGGGAAUCAAUGCUUUAAAAUGGUUUGAGAUUUGUGUAUGUGGUAUGUAUGUAUGUAUGUAUGUAUUCUUUGUGGGAUUUCUUAUCUAUUGUGAAUACUCUUUUUCUUCUUUUCUUUAUAUAUAUAUAUUUUUUCUCGUUA
Molecule: messenger RNA, 2126 nt
Organism: Andrographis paniculata
Lineage: Eukaryota; Viridiplantae; Streptophyta; Magnoliopsida; Lamiales; Acanthaceae
Exons: 5
Coding region: 275-1708 (477 amino acids)
Source: RefSeq, a predicted model, not a curated record